AUGACACCAGAAGAUGAAGAGCCAGCACAGUUAUCAACAGAAAGAGAUCAAGCCACAGUGACCCGGGAAAGCCAUGCGGCAGUUUCGGAAGCAUCAGAAACAUUUGAAACGUUAGCUUCAACACAGGAAGGCACUCGGGAAACAUCGUCCCGGAUGAAUGAUCCAAUUUCUUCAUUAAAUCAGGCGCGAGACUCUGAUCAGAUUCAAACGUCUCCUCGGCCAAACUUACUGGAUGCCCGAUCCAAUGCAGCAGAAUUAUCAAACUCAGCAAAAAACUCUUGUCCUGAAGUCUCUGGAGCCUCAACAGACGACCAAUCCCCUGAUGAUGUCCCCGCACCAGAUCUCGUCCCACUUUGCUCUUCUGAUUGCGUCCAGUCUCCAGUUUCUUGUCAGAAUGACCGCUUGCCAGUUCCACCUCCACCUCCUCGGAAUCAGACGGCUGAUGAGCUGAAAGCCUUCUACGCAGCUCGCAAUCGAGAAUAUGAGCGGCAUAAGAGAAGUACUGGAUACGAAUCUUCUUCGUCCGAAGAUGGAUGGAUAGAAAAAGGUCACUCCCAGCGUUCCAGAAAAAAUGGAAGACAAAUUUCCAAUGAAGGUGAUGUUGUUGAGCAGUCAACAAUGAGCAAUCAACCGAAUGCAUAUGCAGAAAUUGACGCUCAAGACGUCGUUGACCCAGCCCGACAUUUGGAAGACGUCGGAGGAGAUGAUCCAGACAAUCGGGUCAUGCGCGCAAAUCAAAACGAGGGACCCGAUCAACAAAUAGAAAGUGGGCGCGCAGAAGACGAUGAUUCAGACGAGGUAGAUGAGGAAGAUGAAGAGUCCGAUGCAGAAACAUUUGAAGCGAUUACUUCAGACUCACCACAAGAAUACAAUCCUGAAGUAUUGUCUCUUGUAAAUAGGCCAAUUUCUGCAUCACAUCAAACGUCAGCCUCUGGUCAGACUGAAGCAGAUUUUCAGCCUAUCAUUCUUCGUGACCCAUCAAAUGCAACAGAACUUCCAAAUUCAGCAAUAAGUCCUACUCUUGAGAUCGCCAAAGCUUCAACAGAAGGCCAAUACAAAGAUGUCCCCGGUCCCGAUCUCGUUUUCACACGCUCUUCUGAUUGCGCCCAGUCUCCAGUUUCUUGUCGAAAAGACCGUGUCCCAGUUCCAGCUUCAGCUCGUCGGAAUCAGACGGCUGAAGAGCUCAAGGACUUUUACAAAGCUCGCAAUCGAGAAUAUGAACAGCACAAGACAACUACUGGAUAUGAAUCUUCUUCGUCCGAAGACGACUGGAUAGAGAAAGGUCCCUCCCAGCGUUCCAGAGAAAGACAAACUCCAAAUGAGAGUGAUGUUGUUGAGCGAUCAGAGACGAACAACGAAAUGGAUGCAUAUGCAGAAAUUGAUGCUCAUGACGACGGUAAUGAGCCGUCCCGACAUUUGGAAGAUGUCGAGGAAGAAGUUCCAGUCAAUUGGGUCACGCGAGCGGAUCAAAACGAGGAAGCGAAGAUAGAAAUUGAAGAUGCGGAGGACGAUGAUCUAGACAAGGACGAUAAAGAAGAUGGAGAGUCCGAUGCUGAUAUUCCAACGACGAGUCAGUUGGAAGAAACCAGAAAAAGACCAGCAACAAUGGGACCAUCUGGAUCUACUGCAUCAAAGAAAUCCAAUAGUGAAACCAACCAUCAAGAUGAGGAAAUCGGGAGAACCCUUGAGAGUGCAAAGCCCAAAAGAAAACGCAAAUCUCAAAAAAACUACUUCAGUUCAAUGGAGAGAAAAAGACAUCAAGCCGCAUCUCAAAGAUAUAAAUCGAUAAAGGAAACGGAGAACAAAUCGUCGACCGCAGUUUCUUCCAGCUCGAUUCAAGAGGAGUAUCCAGCGGCUCAUGCUCAUGGCGAGGUUCAACUGCAAGUUCGAGUUCACUUGUCACCAGCAGUCGGUCAUUUGGAAAACGAGGAGGACGACCUUCUUGCAUCUGGACCGAUCGUUCUUCUACCAACAGGAUCGUCACAAGAGCUUCCUCCACAAGGCAUGCGAUAUAGGCAGUCUCAUUCUUCACCCAGCGUCCCGUUUGGUGUUCAGAGGGCUGGUCAACAUGGAAUCAAUAAUGGAGCAUUAGAGAGAAACUUCCGAGAUUAUCACAUUGGAGAGGAUGCCGCCGGCCCAUCCACGUCAGCUGAAGCCACUGCGAACUACACAGAUUGUGACACGUCAAAUGGACAACCAGGUAUAGGACAAGAGCCACGUGUCUUCCCAGUGGAUAGACCUGCUGCAAACUUCGCGGAGAUUGGUGCAAUAGACCAAAUCUGA
Molecule: messenger RNA, 2283 nt
Organism: Caenorhabditis briggsae
Lineage: Eukaryota; Metazoa; Nematoda; Chromadorea; Rhabditida; Rhabditidae
Exons: 7
Coding region: 1-2283 (760 amino acids)
Source: RefSeq, a predicted model, not a curated record